UGUGCCAAUUGUGUCAAUACGUGAAACGGUAAACAAACAAAUCCAAAAUGUCAAACUUGUUAAGAAAGGCAUUUUUUCCAGUUUGGAGGACAUCAAGAUUUGUUAAGACAGUGUCAGUGGUCAUGAGUUCAUCGGAGCCAACGAGUCCAACCUCAAAGAGUGGUCAAGCAUUGGAUAAAUUGAAGGAUUUGGGCUAUGCAUUUAACUCUGCGGGACAAUUACGUAAAAUCGACAAGAACACUGGGGAAAUAAGCGAUGAGCCAUUCGAAUUUGAGGUAUUCAAGGAUCAUGCCAAAAAUCAGGCGCAUUAUGAGAAAUUAGCUGAUCAAAUUCCCGAAAUUGUGUAUGAUUUGUUGGAGCAGAAUGGUCUGACACGAACAUACAUUCCUGAACAGGUGCCCUCUGAAGAAGCAUCAUUUUUCUUCACCAAACCUGAACAAUUGGAGAAACCGAAGAAAUUGAUUGUUAUUAUACAUGGCAGUGGUUAUGUUCGGGCCGGCCAAUGGGCCAGAAGCCUUAUAAUUAACAACUCUUUGGAUCAUGGCACCCAAAUACCAUAUAUAAAACGAGCUCAAGAAUUGGGCUAUGACAUCUUGGUCACCAAUACCAAUGACAACUAUCGUAUGGUAGAUGGCAAACGUAAACCCAUACACGGUUUAAGUUCAGCCACAUCACAUGCCGGCCAUGUAUGGGAGAAAUACGUUAUGGCUUGUGACCCAGAAUCAGUGGCCAUAGUGGCUCAUAGUGCAGGUGGUGGAGUUACAUUGGAUUUGGCCCGGCGUUUUCCUGAGUUUUUCGAAAAUAAAGUAUUUGCCAUUGCUUUGACAGAUUCAGCUCAUUAUGGUGUGGGCGGUGAUAUAAGAAAGGUUAUCGCUGGCAAAACCUGCAAUUGGGUUUCCAGCGAUGAGCCAUUGGAUACGGAACUUAAAACAUCAAAAGAUGACAUUAAAAUGGUAUCAGCAGGCCACACCAAACACGAAUGGACCUCCUAUUCAGCAUUUGAAUCGGUUUUCAAAUUUCUCGAAGAGAAAUAUUCAGAAUUUGAACAAAAGAGCAAAAAACAAAAAUUGAACAACUAAGUGUUAAAAUUAAGUGAAAUUGUGUUUUAAACAUCUAUAUAAUUACAGGAUUUUUAUUGAAAUUUUAAUGUUAAUGUUUACACAUAAAAACAAUACAAAGCCAUACAUGCAUACAUAUUCAUGCUGAUACACCAAAAACCAAACAAAAGGAAAAGAGUAUUUAAUACUUGAACUGCCGCAUUCAUGAUACUUUGUAAUAAUUAUUGUAGAAUGCCUGUUACCUAUUCUAUGCAAAUAUGCAACAUAAAAAGUCACCCAGUUCUCUGCUACAAUUUUUGUAUUUACCGAA
Stomoxys calcitrans (stable fly) is the source of this 1368-nucleotide messenger RNA. Its product is annotated as FAM172 family protein homolog CG10038. The record is from RefSeq and is a predicted model, not a curated record. Gene Ontology annotation, biological process: regulatory ncRNA-mediated heterochromatin formation. Bases 48 to 1079 code for a protein of 343 amino acids. Lineage: Eukaryota; Metazoa; Arthropoda; Insecta; Diptera; Muscidae. Gene Ontology annotation, cellular component: nucleus. The transcript has 7 exons. Gene Ontology annotation, molecular function: siRNA binding.